ACUAAUAGAAAAACCCAGAAAUUUUUCGAUUCAAUUGUUCAUUCAACCGCGCUUUCCUUCUUCCUCUUUUCUCAUAAUUUCAUUCGCCAUUAACACAAAAAGAGGAGAGAGAAAGUGGAGAUGCGUGGAAAGCAAGAGUGAAAAGGCGAUAAGAAUGGGGCUUUCCUCAAAAGUUCAUCUUUUCUUCUUAAUACUUUUGUUCUCAACAUUCUACUGCUCUUGCUUAGACUCUUCAAUCCGAACUAUCAGUUUGGAAAAUCCACACCUCUCAAUCAAACCUGUCACCUUGCAGGGAUAUACGCCCAAAGACAAUAAAGAAGUAUUGUCGUGUGAGCGUGUUCAUAUUGUUCCUUGCUCAAGACUUAAACUUGAGAGCUAUGCCAGCUCAAUUCGUCUUACAGUGGCACCUUCUGUAGUCAUUCCUGAGAAGUUACACAACAGAAUCCAGAUAUGUCUACACAAGAAUGCUUCAACUGGAAUGUGUCAGUGCGAAAAGGACGCAUGGAAACCCGUCCACAAGGGGAUAUGGGGCUCUAUGAUUUCUCCCUAUGAAGACAAAUAUAUUGAUGUGAGGUUUCUUGAUGUAUCGGGUUCAGUCACAAUCUCAGCUGAAGAAGAAUUUCAACGCUGGCGUCUCAUCAGUCUUGCAUUUGGAAUCUUUCUAUUACUUGCUGCACCAGUUGUUAGCAGUUGGGUGCCUUUUUACUAUAGCAGUACAAUGGCAAUCGGGAUACUACUUGUUGUCAUAAUCAUUCUUUUUCAGGGGAUGAAAUUAUUACCAACUGGCCGCAAAAAUUUCUUCUAUCUGACUAUCUAUGGAUCACUGCUCGGAGCAGGAUCAUUUCUUUUGCAUCAGUUUUCGAUGCUUGUAAAUUCCAUUCUUGUGAAUUUUGGCCUGGGUGAGGAGAUGCACAACCCGGUUUCCAUUUUUCUACUAGUUGGUGUUGUUCUCGCGGGAGCUGCUUUGGGUUACUGGAUUGUACGAAGAUAUGUUAUAUCAGAUGAUGGGAGUGUUGAUGUCGGAGUUGCUCAAUUUGUCAAAUGGGCAAUGAGAAUAAUUGCGAGUACAUUUAUUCUUCAGGGCACUCCUGAUACUUUGUUCGCAUGGGCAACAGUUGUUUUGUGUUGGUUGUUGUGCUCAUUAGUCUCUUCCAUGCAAUGGUCCAAUUCAGGGUACAGUAAUUUUCGUUGGAGAAAGGCUAGGAAGUUGGCUCCUGGGCACAAUCGUGCUGAGUUUCUUAGGAGGUCUUCGAAAAACAGUCCUCAAGGGAAGGUGUCGAGGUCUCCAAAUACUGCACCUAACCGGAGCAACUCUUCCGUUAGAGGUUUGACAUCACCUUCCUCUAAUAGGAGGAUGAGUGCUCAGAAGAAUUACUAUUCAAGCUUCCAUAAGAUGCGUAAACAAAAGAUGUCCAAGAAAGAGUGGGAAGAGUUUACACGGGAAUCAACCCAGCAAGCUAUGAUCGAAUUGACCUCUAGUCCAGAAUUUAGUGAAUGGAUGAUUAAGAAUGCGGAUCGAAUACAAAUUCGUGGUGAUGAUAGUUCAGAUGAUAACUCAGAUGAGACAGUUGGUAGUGGUUCAGAUUCUACAGACGAGACUGUUGUGGAUAAUGUCCCUCGGAAUGGUUUAUUCAGUUGGUAGUAAGAUGACUAGCUAGGGCUGUACAGACUAGAAAGUUUUGAAUACAUUAGUCAGAAUGAUAUUGAGUUAGGGGUCAAACUUGAGAUGGGGUUGGCAUGCAAUCUUGUUGUUGAGUACAAUUUGUAGGUGCAUAGGUUAUGAUUUUAGGAGUAGAGAUGUCAUGAAUUACAUUUCAAGUUUUGUCAAAUUUUAGGUGAAUCACUUGUAAGAUGUUUCUUCUUCUGUUCUUUUGUAGAUACAAUCAUUCAACUUGCACAAAUGAGAGUAUCAUGAGACUCUUGCACGUUGUGUAUCUUUGAUGUAAUCUGGCUCGGUAAUAUUUGAUUAACAAAAUUUACAGUCUAAUUUUUGUCCA
Spinacia oleracea (spinach) is the source of this 1997-nucleotide messenger RNA. RefSeq lists its product as uncharacterized. The record is from RefSeq and is a predicted model, not a curated record. The transcript is spliced from 10 exons. The coding region runs from base 155 to 1642 and encodes 495 amino acids. NCBI's taxonomy places the organism in Eukaryota, Viridiplantae, Streptophyta, Magnoliopsida, Caryophyllales, Amaranthaceae.